This is a messenger RNA of Brassica napus (rape), 847 nucleotides long. RefSeq names its product AP-3 complex subunit sigma. Gene Ontology annotation, cellular component: membrane coat; intracellular membrane-bounded organelle; AP-3 adaptor complex. The record is from RefSeq and is a predicted model, not a curated record. NCBI's taxonomy places the organism in Eukaryota, Viridiplantae, Streptophyta, Magnoliopsida, Brassicales, Brassicaceae. Gene Ontology annotation, biological process: intracellular protein transport; Golgi to vacuole transport. The transcript is spliced from 7 exons. The coding region runs from base 101 to 604 and encodes 167 amino acids.
UACCUAUGAAAGCCUCUGAAUAAAACAGAAGGUUAGAGGAGGAGUUCAUCAUCAAGGUCCAAACGAGAUCGGAGUGUUGGAGUUUCAGGGAUUGUGAAAGAUGAUAAAGGCAGUGAUGAUGAUGAACACACAAGGCAAGCCACGCCUAGCCAAAUUCUACGACUUCUUGCCUGUAGAGAAGCAACAAGAGCUCAUCCGCGGCGUGUUCUCAGUGUUGAGCAGCAGACCUGAGAACGUAAGCAACUUUCUGGAGAUUGAUUCAUUGUUUGGUCCGGAUUCUCGGCUUGUGUACAAACACUAUGCUACUCUCUACUUCGUGCUUGUAUUUGAUGGAUCAGAAAAUGAGCUUGCUAUGCUUGAUCUCAUUCAAGUUCUUGUUGAAACACUGGACAAAUGCUUCAGCAAUGUUUGUGAACUCGACAUUGUGUUCAACUACAGCAAGAUGCACACAGUGUUAGAUGAGAUUGUGUUUGGAGGACAGGUACUGGAAACUAGGUCCGAUGAAGUCAUGAAGGCUGUUGAAGAAAUAUCAAAAUCAGAGGCUGCCUCAAACUCGAUUUCACUUGUCCCCAAGUCUGUUUCCGGGUGGCGAGGAGGCCGAUAGCUUCAAAACUUGCCUGAACCGUGACAGACAACAAUUCAGAUUCCAAACUAUUUUAAAAAUGUUUUUUUUUUCAGGUCUCGAAAAAUACUUCAUCACACUUUGUAACUCGUUUCAUCUUUUUGGUGUUUUGUUCAUAUGACAUUGUUUUCUCCUUUUGACUCUUGUCCUGCGAGUCCGAGCGUUUAAUGUUUGCUUGAAAAUGAGAGUCAAUGCACCUGAAAGUCUGUGAAUUUCCUUGCUUUA